AUGUCGGAGCAGAAGUUUCAACGAUUUCUAACGCGAAUUUCUUUCUCACGCCCCAACUCGUUUUCGCUGACGCUAUCAUCACAUCUUAAAAAAUCCAAGCAACUCGAAUAUCUCUACAACGUUGACGUAGAAUGGUUGGCUCAGUCCAAAAUAAUUUUAAGUAUUGCGAUCGAAGGCCGUGUUAUUAGACCCCCAGAAUCUCAUUUGGCCGCAGCUGGAAAGUUGUUGAAACAACGUUUCAAAAGCGUAACAAUUUGCUCUACUGCUUUAUACAUAAAGCAGUAG
Messenger RNA from Babesia bigemina, 285 nucleotides. RefSeq lists its product as hypothetical. The record is from RefSeq and is a predicted model, not a curated record. Bases 1 to 285 code for a protein of 94 amino acids. Lineage: Eukaryota; Apicomplexa; Aconoidasida; Piroplasmida; Babesiidae. The transcript has a single exon.